AUUAAACAGAUAAAAAGACUUUAAACUAAUAAACCAAACAGCGAAACGUUUUUUUAAUAAAAAUAAUUAAAUAAAUAAUUAAUUUAGUAGCAAAGAGUAAUGAGAUAAAAAAAAAUAAUGCAGCAGAGGAUAAUUAUUGUAGAUAUGAGUCUGUGAUGGCGUCCUAGAAGACGUCGAUCAGCUAUUUUUGUACUCUCAUUUAGUGACGUCAUACUCCGAAAAUAUAAAGUUUUUGGCCGCAACAGAGGGAGGAGGUAGCAGUCACGGCCCUGGCGAAUGGUCCAGGUCUAAAUCUUUCCUGACUUGAGAAAACUAAUAUUUUCCAAGCAAACUAACGAAAUAAUAAACUCAGUGUGGUCAAGCUUACCAGUGCGCUAACCCGUGUUUUGAGCAAUCAAGAGUAUAAGCUUCUGUAUUAUCUCUUUCUUCAUUAAAAAAAAAAAUUACAAUAUUGUUAUAAAUUAUUAAUAAUUAUUUUAAAUCUGAUAAACUUUUUUUUUUGAUAAACAUGAUCCGAGAAGUUGUUGAGUAAACACUAAAAUAAAUUUUUAAAAAUAUAAAAUAUAUAAGUAAUUUCGUUGUAUAUUUAUACCUUUAGUGACUUCAAGGGUCUUCUUUUUAACAUAGUUAUUAUUAUUGUUUUCAUUUGAUUUAAAAGAAUUGAUCACGAUUAUUUGAUUAACGGAAGGUGAUAUUUAAAGAAUAAAAAUAAAAAAUAAGGGCAAAAAGCCACGAGUGAGAAAACUAUGCCGGGUGCGGGAGGUCAGCAACCUCAGAGAACAACAUUUAGACCGCCGUGGGUCAAGGAUGGACCAAAUCCACUACCAAUGCCCACAGCACCCUGGUCACUUAAUGCUAGAAGAGAAUCGAAGACAAGUAAUGAAGAUGCACCGGCAUUUACUAAAGUCACGUUAAAAAGUGUAGCGAAACCAGCAGACGCUGUGGCACCACAAAAACAACCGGCUGAAGCUCCAAUUAAAAAGCAAAGUAAAAUAACUAUCGUGCCAACGCAACCUAAAAGCGAUAAGAAUGCAACUACUAAACUAGCAACAUCAAACGUCAAACAGAGUGAGAAUGAAAGAAGUAAAACAUCAACAGCUCCUAAACUCGGACAGCAGAAUGAAUCGCGUACGGAGACACCGUCUUCAAGACCUCAACUUGAACGGCAGAUUCGCGUUGAAAAAUCUCAAUCGCGUACCGAUAACAAAGUUCCUCUUUCAAAAAGUGAAAGUUCAACUGGUGCACCGACAUUAUCAAAAAGUUCAUCAAGAGCUGCAAUACCACCGCCACCACCACCUAGACCACCACCACCUCCUCCAGCCCGUAAAAUAUUGAAAGAUUUACCAGAGCUUACGGAAUCGCAACAAGAAAAAUUGGAAAUGCUUAAAUCGAGGCCAAGAAAACGUCCGGAUUGGGCAUGUAUGAUGAAAGAAGUUGAAAGUGGUAAAAAGCUCAAGCAUGUUAAAUGUAAUGAUAGAAGUGCUCCAAUAAUUGAGAGGGUUAGCAGAGUUACAGAAGAUCCAACAGGAAACGCACACUUUGUUUUUGAAUCAGAAACAUCUAAUAUGCAUAACAAAUUGCUCAAGCAAAUCGUCAGUGGAGUUAAAUUGAAGAGUGUUAAGACAAAUGAUCGAUCCAAACCAAUAUUAGAAGGACUGAGGAAAUUCAGACGGCAAUUGACAAUAGAGGAACAGAUGCACAAAUCUGAUACCGCACUUGUUAAUGAUGCUGUUCCGGACGAAAUGGAUGAUAUUGACGCAGUAAGAGAUGACUUGCAAAGCACUAAACAGAUGCUUGCCUUGGAGCUGAGAAAUAAAGAGGCAUUGGAAAGAGAUAACAAGAGGCUACAGGCAAGAAUUUUAAAUUUAGAAGCAGACAACGAAAGAUUGAAAAUGCAACAGAAUGUUACAGAAUAUAAAAAACAAGAUGAAAAAAUAUUAGAAUCUUUGAGAAAUGAAGUAGAUCACGCAAGAAAAGAUGUUGAAAAAAUAGAAAAAGAAUUUGCAGUGGUUGCAGAAGAAAGAGAUAAAACAAAACUUGAAUUAGAAGAUAUGAAGAGAAUGUAUGCUGCAUUAGAAAAACGUAUGAAAGCUGGAAUGGCAUUAGCUGGAUGUCCAAGUGCUAAAGAUGUAGCAAAAAUAGCUUCACAAAAAAGUGUUGAAAAAGCUGAUAAAAGUCCAAGUGAAUCAGAAGAAGAAGAAGAGGAAGAAACAAGUGAAGAAGAAGAUGAAGAUGAAGAUCCUGAAGCUGCUGCAGAACGCAGAAUGCAAAGAGAAAUUAAAUUAUUGGCAACUAAAAUUAAAAAUUUCAAAGACAAAGAAGAUAAUUCAAAAAAAGAAAGACAUGCAUUAAAAGAACAAAUAAAACAACAGCAAAAAUUAUUGAAAGAAGAAAAGAAAAAAUAUAAAUCACUUCAAAAAGAAGUUGAUAAAAUGGCUAAAUUGAUGGCUGACACAGACGAAGAAGAUGGAGAUGAAGAAGAAGAAGAAGAAGAAGAGGUAGAAGAAGAAAGUGAAUCUGAAGAAGAAUCUGAGUCUGAAGAGUCCGAAGAUGAGGAAUCAGAAAUUGAUGACGAAUCCGCUGAUUCAGAAGAUCGAAAAGCUAAAUUACAGGAAAUUGCAAAGAAACAUGAAGGACGUUUGGCUUCAUUGAAGAAAGGAAACUACUUAUUAAAAGCUCAAGUUGACAGAUUGAAGGAUGAUUUAGCUAAGCAACGAGAGGACAGUUUAUCACUACAAGAAGAUCUUGAUUCCGUCCUUGCUGAAUUAGGUUAAUUUGUUUAUUAAUUAAAUAAUUUAUUAGAAAUUAUUAAAAGCAAAUAUAAUCAUACUCUACAUUAUUAUAAUAAUAACAACUAAAAUAUUUAUAAUUAUUUAAAGUACACAUACACAUGCACACAUUUAUAAAUUAUAUAUACGAUA
Microplitis demolitor is the source of this 2921-nucleotide messenger RNA. Its product is annotated as transcriptional regulator ATRX. The record is from RefSeq and is a predicted model, not a curated record. Gene Ontology annotation, molecular function: actin binding. The transcript has 8 exons. Bases 747 to 2774 code for a protein of 675 amino acids. Lineage: Eukaryota; Metazoa; Arthropoda; Insecta; Hymenoptera; Braconidae.